Molecule: messenger RNA, 1612 nt
Organism: Pungitius pungitius (ninespine stickleback)
Lineage: Eukaryota; Metazoa; Chordata; Actinopteri; Perciformes; Gasterosteidae
Gene: ecsit
Product: ECSIT signaling integrator
Biological process (GO): cell surface receptor protein serine/threonine kinase signaling pathway; innate immune response
Cellular component (GO): mitochondrion
Molecular function (GO): protein binding
Source: RefSeq, a predicted model, not a curated record
CCGCUAGUGUUGUUUUGGGGGGAAUGAAAUGUGUGUGGGACCAGGAAGUUCUACCGGCUUUACAUCAUGGAGGUUAAUCCCUGAAGGAGACUUCAGUUCUUCGUACGUCAGUCAGCAGAAUUGUGCGUGUGAUGGCUCUACCAUGAAGAGUGCCCGCUGCCUGCUCCAGCUGCAGUGUCUCACACUGGUUGGCCAGUCCACCAGGUCUGCUGCCCAGUAUGGAGCUCUACUCCGGGCGGCUUCCUCCAGGCCUGUGGCCCCCCCGCCACACCGCCCCCCGCUGCAGGUGUUAAGACGUUUCCACGGCAGCCCGGUGCGGCCCAAGGACCGACCGAUCCCCGCGGAGUUCAUCAACGAGGACGACAAGAAGGGGGACAGGUCCUUGGUUGUCCACGACGACCUGUUUGAGCGGGUGGCCAGAAAUGUGAAAACCAAGGCCACGUUCAACAAAGUGGUGGACGUUUUCAUCAAGAACGACGUGAGACGGCGAGGUCACGUGGAGUUCAUCUACGCUGCUUUGAAGAAGAUGCCAGAGUUUGGUGUGGAGAGGGACCUGGUGGUCUACAACAGGCUGCUGGAUGUCUUCCCCAAAGAGGUGUUUGUGCCCAGGAACUUUAUCCAGCGGAUGUUCAACCACUAUCCCCGGCAGCAAGAGUGUGGGGUGCAGCUACUGGAGCAGAUGGAGAACUACGGUAUCAUGCCCAACAUGGAGACCAAAGUCCUGCUUGUCCAGAUCUUUGGAGAGAAAGGCCACCCUAUGAGGAAGUUCCAGCGCAUCAUGUACUGGUUCCCCAAAUUCAAGCAUGUCAACCCAUUUCCUGUACCCAAGCAUCUGCCCGAGGACCCGGUGGACCUGGCUCGCUUCUGCCUGACCCGCAUUGCUAACGACCGGGACGCUAAAGUCACCGUGCACCAGCUGCCAUGCACAGACGUCACAGAGAGUGGCGAGCAGAUCACACUUCCACAUUUAGUAGGUAUCCAGGGCCCCAGCCAGGUGGAGCUGCUGGCCAAGCACAACCCAAACAGGCCGUUGUUUGUCGAGGGCCCCUUCCCUCUUUGGCUGAGGAACACGUGUGUGUACUACUACGUCCUCAGAGCUGACCCCACACCGCCGGAGGAGAAGGUUGAGGAGCCCUUUGAUCCAGAGAGGUGCUUGGACUAUCCUCUGCGCCUCGAACUGGAUCUGGACCGUGACCUUGGGGACGAGGAGAGCUUUGACGUUGAAGACUUGGACGAGGGCCCGGUCUUUGCCAUGUGUAUGACCGGCUUAGGAGAACAGGCCGUCCUCAACCAGUGGAUCUCUGGCCUCCAGGAGGAAAAUCCCAUCCUGGGUCGGGUCCCCACUCUGUUCCGCCUUGACGCUGGGCCCCGGGAGCUGCAGGGGGCGGAUGAGACCGAUUCAUUCCACCACCACGGCCCAGAACCUGAGUACCAAAAAGAGGAGAGACAGCCUGAAGAAGAACUGGAGGAAGAGCCAAGGACAAGCCAGAGGAUGAAACGGUGAAGGGCGGUAUCCCAACAUACUGUACUAUGACGGGUAGGGGCUGGACUAGUGUGAGCUACUGGUUCGCUGAACCUGACGAGGACUAAUCAUGGUAAGCUUCAGUAAUAA